This is a messenger RNA of Tetranychus urticae (two-spotted spider mite), 3435 nucleotides long. RefSeq lists its product as uncharacterized. NCBI's taxonomy places the organism in Eukaryota, Metazoa, Arthropoda, Arachnida, Trombidiformes, Tetranychidae. The record is from RefSeq and is a predicted model, not a curated record.
AAGUGAAAAGAGCCUUAUUUUUGUGCCUUAAUUUUAUUUAAUUUAAUUACUUUCCUUUAUGUUGACUGAUUGUACUUUACAUGCUUUUUAGUCAUACUAUAACCUCUGUCACUUACAAUAAAAUCAAUUGUUUACUUGUUUACCUGAUUCAUGAAUUUGUAUAAAGUUAACUCAAUUAUUCAAUGAAAAAGUUUAUUUUAGAGAAAAAUUUUCAAACUGGAAUGACUGUUCAUCCACUUUCUACCAAUCCAACGACAGCCACUUCAACUUUGAUACAAACAUUUCAACCACAAUUGUCCUCAUCGUCUUCACCACAAUCUCUAUCACCUUCAACUCUAUUUACAAUUAAUGGAUAUAACACCAAUGGUCCAUCCAAGUCCCAUCAACAGGGAGUUAAUUCAAAUCAAUUAAUUCACUCUCCAGCUAAUAAUCCCAUCAAUUCCAUUGGCAACCACAAUGAUUCCGGUUUCCAACAGUAUCGAACAUCAGUUUCCGCCAAUGCAUCUUCUAGUCUUGAAGAAAGCCUUCUCAAAAGUGCACAGUCACAUAAUACCCAGUCUUCUGGACCCUCCACUGAAAACCCAGGAUCAUCAUCAUCAUCAGCCCCCGCCAAUCUCACUAAUCACAUUCUUCCAUAUAGUGAGAGGUUAAGAUCAGCAGCAGUAGCUGCUGGAUACACUUAUAAUCCGUUCAUCGGUUCACCGUCUCAUGCAAAUCCAUCAGCAUCUAUGCCACCAUCACAAUCCUCUCAAUCUUCCCAUCACAAUCUCACGACACAUAUGCCUCCUCAUCCACCGGCACCUUACAGGAUUGAAGAUCCAAUGUAUCUUGAAAGAUAUGGAAUCAUGCGAUCAGGAUCAAGUAAUAUCCAUCAAACGUCAAAUGUCCAAUCUUUAAAUCACUCUGAGUUAUCACCGGGACAUGUAACAUCAAACUCCAAUGUGCCUUCCUAUCAAAUGAGUUCUCGAUACUCUGAACUUUUAGCAACACACCAGGAAAGAGUUCUUAACGACGAAAAGCAACGAUUACUUGGUCAUGGAACAAACUCUAACCAUGUCUCCACCCAUUCUCAUCAACAUCCUUCCAACCAUCCUUCCAAUCAUCCUCCAGUCUCUUCUUCCGGUCCACCUAGCUAUAAAAUGAAUACAUCAGUACUAUCUAAUUGCGAACUUGGAAUUCGGAAUCGUGAAUAUUUAACCAAUGGUAAUUUAUUGGUUGGAAUGUCUGCAAGAGAAAUGAAUAGCAUGUCAAAUUCAAAUAAGAAACAGCUUAAUGGAUCUGUUACAAUAAGUAAUCCCGGUACAAAACCUCUUAACUUAACUUCAAAUAGUACCGUGAUUAGCAAUAAAGACAGAACCAAUGCCAUCUUAAUCGAUAUUAAAAAGGAUCAAACUGCUCAUAUGAUUUCUAACCAAUUUGGUCAUCAAUUAAUCCAGUCUUCUACUACAUUCACAACAAACCCAGUGACAACCAUUUCAACAGCACCAGUAAACAACCAUCUUUGGAGGCCACAAAUAAAUGAACGAGAUGAUUCAAGAGUGGGCAAUAGAAUCAAUCCAGAUUUUGUUAAAAGAAAUAAUGCAUUCGAGAAUCCGAUAGAUUAUAGUUAUACUAAAAAACAACGUUUCAGUGACCUGCCGAGUGAUUUUUCUCUUAAGUCUUCUAUUGAAAUUUCAUCUCAACCAUUCGUUCCGUGCAACCCAUCACCUUUUCUCAUCAACACACCGGAUCAUGUUUCACAAAUGAUUUUAUCAAGACCUCAACAAACUCAGCAAACUCAACCAUCUCAACCCCUCCAAUCACAUCAACCACACCAACCACCUCAAUCCACUCAGUCUUCUCAAUCGACUCAAAAACCAUCAGUAUCUUCACCUCAUCAAUCUAACUUAAACAUUCAAUCAAAAAAAUCAACGAUUUGUGAGUUGACACCAUCAAAUCGACCAGCAAUUCCAGUUUAUCCUACACCGCACAAAGAUUACAACGGUUACAAGCCUACUGAACCUGAAACUAAGGUGGUCUCAAAAUUAGAUUUAUUAGAAAUGAAAUUGAAAGCAAGGAGAAAGGAGCGUGCCGAGAGGCCAACAUCUAGAGCAUCGGUUGAAACUAGUGACGAUGAACUAACAUGCAGUGAAGAUGAAUCCGAUGAGGAAGAAUCCGAAUUGAAUAAAGCGAGAAAUCGAUUGAAAUAUAUGAUAACCUCAGGACCGCCAUUGAAAUUGGAUGCAAAACCAGAGAAAAUUGAUUUUCUCAGUCGACUUGGAUUGGUAACACAUUCAACCAAGCGCAAUUUACUCUUUAACAAGCAUGUUUCUAGUAGACGAUUCCAUUCAAAUCUUGAUGCUAAACCAUUCGAUUUGACUAAUGUGCCACAACCUGAACUUUACGACUCUGAAAACAUAUUUUUACAACCAACUGAUAUUCUACCGAGUAGUUUAAAUAAAGCUGAAGUAAAGUUUGAUGAUAAGUGCGGCUACAUGAACAUUUUGGGCCUUAAACAUGAAUUGAAUGCUGAAAAAAUGAAGGAACGUGAACUACUUUGGGAAGGUGUUCUCGAGGAAAGAGACAGACGAAGAUCAAUUAAUCUAAGUUAUGGUAAAAUCACCAAUAAUCUCUCCAAAGAAACUUUAGACAAGUGGCUAAACUAUCUUUCGUCUCAACCCCGAAUAUAUCCUGAACGAUUUAACAAAAAUGGAGUUAUCAAUGGCAGCGCCAAUAAUAGUACAUCUUCAUCUUCAUCCUUCUCUUUACCAUCUUCCCUCGAGAACUGCACUCCUUUAGCUGUUAACAAUUCAUGGCACAAUCAAAGGCGUACUUUGAAUGUGACUGACCGUAAACAAUCAAAGUCUAAUAAUGCUAAACAAGGAUUAUUGAAAUCUUUGGAUAAUAAAGAGUUUGCUCAAAAAAAUUCAAAACAAAAAGCUGAAGCAGUUGAAAGGAUGAAAGAUGAUUCGCAAUCAAUCAAAUGUGUUAAUAUGAAAUCUGAAUCGUAUUCGGAUCCUGGUCAUAAAGAUAAAUCGACAAAAAAUUCUGAAUCUAAUCACUCUACUGGCUUCAAAUGGCCGGGUAUUGAAGCUAUCUUGGAAGCAUAUGAAAAAUAUACAAUUGAAACACAAUUAGAGAAAGAGUUCCUAUCGGAGAGAAUUUCAGAGCUGAAGUCAGCAAUAAAAGAAAAAAAUGCCCACGUCGAAAAAUUAACAAAAACGAUCACUAGUCUCACAAAUGUUCAACGUGAACUGGACGAAGAACGUGAAGAAUAUGAAAAUAAGAUAAAUCUAAUAAAAAGGAAUCUCAAUCAAAUAGCUCACUCAUUGGAAGUCUUCAAAAUUCCUAACCAAUAAUUUAAAUGCAUACAAAAUUUUCAUUAUUUACUGUAAAUAAUCAUUCAUCGAAACAGAGAUCAUUUUAGAUUGUGUAAUAAAAUGUGUCCAAAAUGAA